Molecule: messenger RNA, 795 nt
Organism: Lagopus leucura (white-tailed ptarmigan)
Lineage: Eukaryota; Metazoa; Chordata; Aves; Galliformes; Phasianidae
Product: sterile alpha motif domain-containing protein 11-like
Exons: 5
Biological process (GO): positive regulation of transcription by RNA polymerase II
Molecular function (GO): DNA-binding transcription activator activity, RNA polymerase II-specific; RNA polymerase II cis-regulatory region sequence-specific DNA binding
Source: RefSeq, a predicted model, not a curated record
AACCGGGGUCGCCUGGCAGAGAAGAGGACGAUCCCCCUGCCCCCAACCAGGAUCCCCAAGAAAGAGCUGACCUCCAUUUUCUCGCAUAGUGACGACAGCGAAGAGAGUGACAAGGGCAAUGGUCAGCACCCCGAAGUGAAGCAGGAAGAGGAUCUCCAUAUCAAUAUCAUGAAAAGAAGGAUACACACCCACUGGGAUUUAAACAUCUCCUUCCGAGAGACCUCUUGCAGCCGUGAUAACGACCUCUCCACUAUCAUCUCCAACCUGCAUCAGAGCCGCCAGCUCGUUAUGCCAGAAACCCAGAGCCGCUGUGAAUUCAAGAGGAACAGCGUGGAUGUUGGCUUGGGAGCUGCAGAUGACAUUUUAGGCAAGAGAAGAGUAUGCUCUCCCAACAGCAGCAGUGAGUGCCCGUUAGAGAGCAAGAAAGCCCGAAGUGAGUCCCCAAAGGAAAACUCCCACACGCCUCUGCUGGAGGACUCAGUGACUCAGAUGACCCCAGAGGAGCACUACAGGCGCAUGAUGUCGGCGCUGAACGAGCACGGCACGUUUGAGGAGCAGCAGCAGCAGCGGCUCUACCAGCUGGCCAACAGCAUGGCAGUGCCCAGCCACGGAGGUAGGGCUUGGGUUUGCGGUGGGGAGCUCAGGUGUUGUCAGAUGGGCUGUUCCCAGUCUGCUGCGUGUGGUUGUGGUGCCAUGGGAUGCCCUUUGCUGAUGGGCUUUGGGACGUGGUGUCGUUAAGCAUCGACAGCGUGAGGUCAGAAGGUUUGUGCAUGCAGACAAAAUUGGUGUCGGUGG